AGGAAGUCUCCACCUCCUUCCCUGCCCUCUGUUCUAGGGACUCCAGCCACUCGUACUUAUAUCGUUUCCUCUCAUUGCUGUGGCUGGUGCCAAAGAGCUUUUCCACCUAGAGCUGCAAAGUGAAACUUAUUUACAGGUGCAAUGCCUUGCCCAUCCACAUCAGACGAGUUGGUUUUCUUUGUGAACGGCAGGAAGGUGAUAGCGAGGAAUGUGGACCCAGAGGUGACCCUGCUGUCCUUCCUACGAAAGAACUUACGUCUUACAGGAACCAAAUACGCCUGCGGAAGAGGAGGCUGCGGGGCCUGCACGGUGAUGGUGUCCAGGCAUGACCCAGCAUCCAGAGAGAUAAGACAUUUCUCCAUCACCGCGUGCCUGGUACCUGUCUGCUCUCUGCAUGGAGCCGCUGUCACCACUGUGGAAGGUGUUGGGAGCAUCAACACUAGGCUUCAUCCCGUACAGGAGCGGAUCGCCAAGAGCCACGGCACCCAGUGCGGAUUCUGCACCCCUGGGAUGGUGAUGUCCAUGUACACGCUGCUGAGGAACCACCCAGAGCCCUCAGAGGAGCAGCUCAUGGAAGCCCUGCAGGGUAAUCUAUGCCGCUGCACUGGCUAUCGCCCGAUCCUCGCAAGUGGAAGGACCUUCAGCAAGGAGUCAUAUGGCUGUCAACAGAAAGGAACAGGACUGUGCUGCUUGGAUCAGGGAGAAAAUGAUUCUUCCUCACCCAGCAGGAAAAGUGACAUUUGCACUGAAUUAUUUGCGAAAGAGGAGUUCCUGCCCUUGGACCCGACCCAGGACCUCAUAUUUCCCCCAGAACUCUCGAGAAUGGCGGAGAACUCAGAUGAACGAACCCUGACCUUCCAUGGAGAGAGGGUUACCUGGAUAUCCCCUGGGACCCUCAAGGACCUCCUGGAGCUGAAAGCAAAACACCCCGAAGCCCCUCUCAUCCUGGGCAACACCUCACUGGGACCUGCAAUGAAAUCUCAAGGACACUUUCACCCAAUUCUCCUCUCUCCUGCUAGGAUUUCUGAGUUGAGUUUGGUAUCUAAAACAAGUGAUGGACUGACAAUAGGUGCUGGGUGCAGCCUGGCCCAGGUGAAGGACAUCUUGGCUGAGAGGGUUUCCCAGCUCCCAGAAGAGAACGCUCAGACAUACCGAGCCCUCCUGAAGCACCUGAAGAGUCUGGCAGGUCAGCAGAUCCGGAAUAUGGCGUCCUUAGGGGGACACAUUAUAAGCCGGCAUUGCUAUUCAGACCUGAACCCAAUUCUGGCUGUGGGCAACACUACCCUCAAUCUGAUAUCAAAAGAAGGUAAGCGGCAGAUUCCUCUAAAUCAGCAUUUUCUUGCUGGGUUGGCAAGUGCAGACCUUAAGCCAGAGGAAAUCUUGGAAUCUGUGCAUAUCCCUCACUCUCAAAAGUGGGAAUUUGUGUCGGCCUUCCGACAGGCUCAGUGCCAGCAAAACGCCUUGCCCGAUGUGAGCGCCGGGAUGAGAGUCCGUUUCAAAGAAGGCACAAACACCAUUGAGGAGCUGAGCAUCGUGUAUGGAGGGGUAGGGGCUGCCACCAUCAGUGCACAUAAAUCCUGCCAGCAGCUCGUAGGCAGGUGCUGGAAUGAGCUGCUGCUGGAUGAGGCAUGCAGGCUGGUUCUGGACGAAGUCUCCCUCCCAGGCUCAGCUCCAGGUGGGAGGGUGGAAUUCAAGAGGACUCUCAUCAUCAGCUUCCUCUUCAAGUUCUACCUGGGAGUUUUGCAGGAACUGAAGAAGCUAGUAAAGCUCUUCUCUGUGCCUGACAGCCAUCGUUAUCCUGAAAUUUCAGAGCAAUUCCUAAGUGCUCUAGAAGAUUUCCCUGUCACAAUACCCCGGGGAGUCCAAACAUACCAGAGUGUGGAUUCUCACCAACCUCUCCGAGAUCCAGUUGGCCGCCCCAUCAUGCACGUGUCAGGUCUCAAACACGCCACGGGGGAAGCCAUGUUUUGUGAUGACCUCCCGAUGGUGGAUAAAGAACUUUUCAUGGCUUUGGUGACCAGUACCAGGGCUCAUGCAAAAAUAAUAUCAAUUGAUUUGUCUGAGGCCCUUGAAGUUCCUGGUGUGGUUGAUGUGAUAACAGCCAAGGACAUUCCAGGCACCAAUGGUGCUGAAGAUGACAAAUUAUUGGCAGUAGAUGAGGUUCUUUGUGUGGGCCAGAUUAUCUGUGCUGUGGUUGCAGAGACAGAUGUACAGGCAAAGCGUGCAACUGAAAAGGUUAAGAUCACCUAUGAAGAUCUGGAGCCCAUAAUCUUCACCAUCGAGGAUGCAAUAAAACAUAAUUCAUUCCUCUGCCCUGAAAAGAAACUUGAACAAGGAAACAUUGAAGAGGCAUUUGAAAGAGUCGAUCAAAUUGUUGAAGGAGAGGUCCAUGUUGGAGGACAGGAGCAUUUUUACAUGGAAACACAAAGAGCACUGGUUAUUCCAAAGACAGAGGACAGAGAACUGGACAUUUAUGUGUCAACACAGGAUCCAGCCCAUGUGCAGAAAACAGUCUCCUCCACAUUAGGCAUCCCCAUCAACAGGAUCACCUGUCACGUAAAACGAGUGGGAGGAGGUUUUGGAGGGAAGGUUGGAAGACCUGCUGUAUUCGGGGCCAUUGCAGCUGUGGGCACCUUCAAAACGGGUCACCCCAUUCGUCUUGUUCUUGAUCGUGAAGAUGAUAUGUUAAUAACUGGAGGAAGGCACCCAUUAUUUGGAAAGUAUAAAGUGGGAUUCAUGAACAGUGGGCGGAUCAAAGCUCUGGAUAUCGAGUGCUACCUUAACGGAGGAUGCACACUGGACGACUCGGAACAGGUAACAGAAUUUCUUAUACUAAAGCUGGAAAAUGCAUAUAAAAUCCGCAACCUCAGGUUCCGGGGCCGUGCCUGCAUGACAAACUUACCGUCGAAUACAGCAUUUCGUGGAUUUGGCUUUCCACAAGGAACCCUGGUAACGGAAUCUUGCAUCACAGCUGUGGCAGCCAAAUGUGGCCUUCCGCCAGAAAAGAUUAGGGAGAAAAACAUGUACAAAACAGUGGAUAAAACCAUCUACAAACAAGCAUUCAACCCUGAGACUCUGAUACGAUGUUGGAAUGAAUGUCUGGACAAGUCGUCCUUUCAUAGCAGAAGAAAGCAAGUGGAAGAGUUUAAUAAGAAGAAUUAUUGGAAGAAAAAAGGCAUUGCUAUUAUCCCCAUGAAGUUUUCAGUUGGUUUUGCUGCAACAAGUUACCAUCAAGCAGCAGCUCUUGUUCAUAUCUACACAGAUGGGUCUGUAUUGGUCACACACGGAGGCAACGAACUGGGGCAAGGCAUUCACACCAAAAUGCUUCAGGUGGCCAGCCGUGAAUUACAAAUACCCAUGUCUUACAUGCACAUCUGUGAAACAAGCACAGCCACGGUGCCCAACACAAUUGCUACAGCGGCCUCCAUCGGGUCAGACGUCAAUGGCAGAGCUGUGCAGAAUGCUUGUCAGAUCCUCCUGAAACGCCUUGAGCCCAUCAUUAAGAAAAGUCCAGAAGGCACAUGGGAAGACUGGAUAGAAGCUGCAUUUGAACAAAGAAUCAGUCUUUCAGCCACUGGAUACUUCAGGGGCUACAAGGCCUUCAUGGACUGGGAGAAGGGGGAAGGAGACCCAUUUCCAUAUUAUGUUUAUGGAGCAGCCUGUUCUGAGGUUGAAAUUGACUGCCUGACUGGAGCUCAUAAGAAAAUCAGAACAGACAUCGUCAUGGAUGCAUGUUGCAGCCUAAAUCCAGCCAUUGAUAUUGGGCAGAUUGAAGGUGCAUUUAUUCAGGGAAUGGGCCUUUAUACCACUGAAGAGCUGAAAUAUUCCCCAGAAGGUGUUCUGUACUCUCGGGGCCCAGAUGAAUAUAAAAUUCCAACCAGCACUGAUGUCCCAGAGGAGUUCAAUGUCUCCUUGUUGCCUUCAACGCAAACCCCACUAACCAUCUAUUCAUCCAAGGGCCUUGGGGAGUCGGGGAUGUUCCUGGGGUCGUCUGUGUUCUUCGCCAUUGCUGAUGCCGUGGCCGCGGUGCGCAGAGAAAGAGACACGGCCGAGGACUUCACAGCCAGGAGCCCAGCAACACCGGAACAGGUUCGGAUGGCCUGUGUGGACCGGUUCACAGAGAUGAUCCCAAGAGAUGACCCUAAGACAUUUAAACCUUGGUGUAUACCUAUUGCAUAACACUGUUGUCAUUUUCUAAAAGAUGUUUCAGUUUUUCACAAGUAAAAGAUGGCUUGUUAAAUUAAUCCUCACUGGACUCCAGACAGAUGCUCUUACACUGUUGUGGGGAAAAAAGGACACAACUUUCAGAAACAUUACUCAAGUAUGACUACAUUAACAAGAUGAAUCAUUAGUUACAAAUUAUUUACUUAGACUUUCCAACCUAAAUAUCACCAGAAACACAAGUGUAGUGCUGAUUUGUUUCUGGAGAAAUCACAUCGAUGUUGCUGUAAAAGCAAAUUUUCCUUCCAAUCUAACAGGACUGGGAAUACAGGUCACAAUCAUAAAAUGAAAGACAUGACUCAGUAGAUAAAUCUGUGAUUAUUUUUCCAGUGAUGUAUUUGAUUCACAAGUAACCACAAAGCAGCAAAACCACAAGAGUUCUAUAAGGUUGUUUAGUUUAGGUUAGUUUUGUUUUUACCAUGGAUUCGCUAUGGGUCUGUGUGUGUGUGUGCAUUUGACAGCAAAGAAGAGGUCUUUUCCUCACGAAGAUCUGCUGUUCAACUGGCUAACAUUCUUUGGAAUUUGAAAAAACAAUUUUAAAACAUUUCAAUGUAUUAUCAAAAACCUUUUCUUUCCAUUUUUUAUUUGUCAAGUUUAUGAACAACAUCUGAUCUGGUAUCAGAGUUGCAGAAAUACUCCAUGGCUCAGUUUCCCAUACAUCAAAGUCGGUAACACGGAACAAAAGAAUUAUAAAUUGUAAUCGCCUCUAUGUUUGGUGUUAAACCAUGCAGGAUCCACCGAAUUCCAUUCAUCUGAGUUGUAGGGGACUUCAGAGGGGGAGAAACAGCAAGUAUAUUAGGUCAGAAAGUCAGGGAGUAAACUGACACUCCAAAGCCAGAAUUUACGUGAACGGCGAGGAAUGAGGAAGGCGAGGCGGGGUGAGCGCGCGUGGCUACUGGGGAGAGAAGGUGCGACCAGGCAGGCGCGCAGUAAGGCCGGCCUGGCGGAGGCUGACGCCAGUGUGCUCGAAGGGACCUGGGCGCAGCUGGGCACGGGCCGGUGCGCUGACUUUGGAGGCCCCGCGGGAGCACAAGGCGGGAAGCCGAGCUCAAAGAGAAAGGAGACGGGAGCAGAGGGUCAUGGACAAGCCAAAAAUUACGAAAGACCCAUGAGCAGAAAAGCUGGGAACCCAGAGGGAGUGGUCGGGGUGAAACGAGUUGCAAGUCAAAAAAAAAUUUUGUGCUCUUUUGAAAAUAAAAUCCUUAACUCUUUAAUCUAA
Choloepus didactylus (southern two-toed sloth) is the source of this 5440-nucleotide messenger RNA. RefSeq names its product aldehyde oxidase 2. The record is from RefSeq and is a predicted model, not a curated record. NCBI's taxonomy places the organism in Eukaryota, Metazoa, Chordata, Mammalia, Pilosa, Megalonychidae. The transcript is spliced from 36 exons. Gene Ontology annotation, molecular function: iron ion binding; 2 iron, 2 sulfur cluster binding; oxidoreductase activity. Bases 142 to 4179 code for a protein of 1345 amino acids.